AUCACCAUCAUCAUCAUCACCACCAUCAUCACCACCAUGAUCAUCACCACCAUCAUCAUCACCACCACCAUCAUCACCACCACCACCAUGAUCAUCACCACCACCAUCAUCACCACCACCAUGAUCAUCACCACCAUCAUCAUCAUCACCACCAUCACCACCAUCAUCACCACCACCAUGACCCAUCAUCACCACCACCAUGACCCAUCAUCACCACCAUCAUCAUCACCACCACCAUCAUCACCACCACCACCAUGACCCAUCACCACCACCAUCAUCACUGCCAUCAUCAUCACCACCACCAUCACCACCACCACCAUCAUCACCACCACCACCACCAUCACCACCACCACCACCACCACCACCAUCAUCACUGCCAUCAUCAUCACCACCAUCAUCACAUUUUUGUGGUUAAAAUUUCCAGUUGUCAAAAACAAGGCUAUCAAGACGGGUUAGACGAAGGCAAGUUGAAAGGUUGGAACCAAGGCUAUGAAACAGGAUGUACGCAAGGAAAACAAAUUGGAAAUGAGGUAUUAACAUUGUAAAAAGGCAUUGAUUCUCAGGGGAAUAACCUUACAAGUGUCUCAAAACUUUCAAUAAUUUAGGUUGGAUUUUAUAAAGGAUUUGUCCUUACCUGGCUAGCUUGUUGCAAGCAAAACGAGAAAGUCAAAGUAAAGUUGGAAGCUCUGUCUAAACUACUUGACCAGGAUUGGAGUGACAUGACGAGAGAUCUCAUACCUGAAUUACAACGCAUCAGGGCUAAAUUUAAGCAGGUAAAACACAUGAAUACUAGAAAACAGUUUCUAUCUCUGACCCACUUCAGCUGUCCCCUUAAUCCUUGCUGUACACACGUAAAAACGCACAAGUUGUUAUAAGUCUACAAAACAAGUUGUUACAAAAUCUGUUUGUAAGCUGUCGACAAGUUGUGUUCGCACUGCUUGUUCCUAGUUAUUGGAACAAGUUUGGAACAAGCUGUUAAUAAGUUGUAACAAGCUUGAUGGCAUUGUUACACUUGUUACAAGGUUGUUCUAACACGUCUGAUACAGUCAUGAUAUAACAAGAAUGUUACAAGGUUGUUCUAACAAGUCUGAUACAGUCAUGAUAUAACAAGAAUGUUACAAGGUUGUUCUAACAAGUUUGAUACAGUCAUGAUAUAACAAGAAUGUUACAAGGUUGUUCUAACAAGUCUGAUACAGUCAUGAUAUAACAUGAAUGUUACAAGGUUGACAACAAUAUUGUUAUGUCAUGAUUGUAUCGAACUUAUUGGAACAACCUUUCAACAAGUCUGAAGGUCCAGACACACCGGACGCGAUUCGACAACGCGACGCGAUUUUUCGACCGAUAACUUUGAUCCUAGUUUAAAUUUUCUAAAUAUUUAGAAGCGCUAUAACAUUUUGAGUCAUUUGGUCAACAUUUCUUUCAAAAUUUGCUCUCAUUGGCUGUUUUAUUAACUUUCAAAAACUAAAAAAUCGCGUCGCGUUGCCGAAUCGCGCCCGGUGUGUCUGGACCUUAAUAAUAUCAACAAGGUUGUUACAAGUUGUUAACAGCUUGUUCCAAACCUGUUGACAACUUGGGACAAGCAGUGCGAACACAACUUGUUGACAGCUUGUUGGCAGACUUUAAUAACUACAAGAUGUGAGAUUGUUGCGUGUGCAAUCUCCUAAUGAUGCACCACCUCUUCCAUGUGAUUUCAUAGAGCAACAAUUGCAAGCCAAGUGGUGAUUAAAAUGUCCUAAAUAAUAUAACUUUCCAUAUUUUAGAUCUGCUCCAUGUUAAAUGUGAAUAUGGAAUACACAACAAAGAAUGCUGCCACCCAAAUGACAUUCUAGAUAACUUUGCUACUAUUAACUCCCAGUCUGGAUGGCUAGGCCUCUUUUGAAGAGUAUAACCCAUGGCAACUUUGAGGGAAAAGUGUCUAUAGUGAGCUUUCAUUUUCAGUGGCAUCAUUUAACCAUAAAUAUACAUUUUCUGCUUUUCAAAUAGCGACUAUACAAACUUCUUAGAUUAGACUUACUGUUAGUGCGUGUCAACCUCUUGAAACGAUUUAAUUGAUUUGUGAGCUCACAAGAAAAUACUCAGAAUGCUUUAGUUAAAUAUCACGGUUAAAUAUGUAAGCAUGUCGAGGUUGUUAUACAGCUAUAUUUAUAUUAUGUACUUUAACAAAUUUACUGUACUGUGCUACAGCAACUGUCCAGUCACACGUACACGAUAAAAAGCUGAUAUAAACUUUAUGAACAAAAUAUAAUGUGAAACGUAACAGAACGGCGAACAUGCAGAUUUGGCCAUCUCAAAUUAUGGUAAUGUUGGGAUAGUAGCGUUGCAGACUGCAGAGGAGAGUGGGCAGUAAGGCUCCCUCAUACACCACCCCAUGGAAAACCUGCAUCCCUCCUUGCAGGUGAGGCUAGAUACUCUCCUAUUGAUUUUAUGUUGAUGCAUCGUAGCUUAAUAUAUCUCGGAUCUUAAAAUUGUAAUUUCUAGACAAGUCAUUUAUCCAUACAAUUUAGUAUUUGAUCCAUUAGGCUCUUUAAUUCUCUCCUCAGAGGCGAGAGAUUUCCUCAAUUCAACAAUGUCCUACAAUUUUGUGGCAUUCUAAUUUAGAAAUACUAAUAUACUAUUAUCAUUUGACCAUUUGCGUAAUAGACUAAAUUUUGAUCUCAACAAAAAUUUCAUUACAGCUUUAAAGAGCAUCACAAAAUUAGUAAUAUUCCAAAGUUUCGUUGCAAAAUGUUGUAAAAUGCGGAAAAUAUAGCCUUACGAAAUUUUCAAUUUUCAGUCAUUUUAGAUUACAAACCGGAAAUUGACAGCCUCGAAGGGUUUGGGGCUGUCAAUAUCCCGUUUGUAAUCUAAAAUGACUGAAAAUUGCAAAUUUCGUAAGGCUAUAUUUUCCGCAUUUUACAACAUUUUGCAACGAAACUUUGGAAUAUUACUAAUUUUGCGAUGCCCCUUCAAGCUGUGAUGAAAUUUUUGUCUAGACUUGUUUAGUUCAAAAUU
Messenger RNA from Paramuricea clavata, 2991 nucleotides. The record is from the annotation of a GenBank genome assembly. NCBI's taxonomy places the organism in Eukaryota, Metazoa, Cnidaria, Anthozoa, Malacalcyonacea, Plexauridae.